AACUCUCCUUCCUUUUCUCCCCUCUCAACAAGCGAUCGAUCCCGUUUUGGGAAUCCGCGGUGGGUGAUGGUCUUUUUCUCUCUCCCGAUCACGUUCUCCUCACCAGAAACGAAUCCCCUAAGCGAUCCCGAUCCUCGCAGCUCCGAUUCUGCCGAGAAGUUCUUCCUUGAUGCUUUGUUGUUAGCUUGGCUGCUGUUGAUCUGGUAGUUGGCGUGAGAGAGAUGUUCGUGAGCAGGCCGGCGGUGCAACCCGUGGAGGCGCCGUCUCCCGUAAAUGCCGCCGAGAACCCGCCGAGGUUGAGGAUGAAGGAUAUCCAGGGCAUGCCGGGGACGGCCGGCGGCCUCGCCCUGCGCCUCUCUCAGUUUGGGUUAGCGGUCGCUGCGCUUGGCGUCAUGGAAUCCACCAGCAAUUUCGGAUUCGUCACUGUCUUCUGCUAUCUGAUUGCAGCAGCCAUCACGCAGAGCUUGUGGAGUAUCUCAUUAGCUUUUCUGGAUAUAUAUGCUCUUCUAGUCAAACGCUGCUUGCGGAAUCCCCGAGCUCUGUGUAUAUUUACCAUUGGGGAUGGGAUCAUAUCCACACUGACAUUUUCAGCUGCUUGUGCAUCUGCCGGCAUUACAAUUCUGCUUCGUGGUAAUGGCAGCAUAUGCUCACAUGAGCACUGCACAAGCUUUGAGACUGCCAUCGCCAUAGCCUUCAUCAGUUGGUUUGUAAUCUGCCCAUCGUUUCUCUUGAACUUUUGGCAAUUGGCAUCAAGUUGAAUAUAAGAAUUCACUGUUCAUAGUCGCCUAUUUCGCCCCAACAGUCAAAAGUUCCCAUUUCUGUCAUUUUUAUAGUAUGACGACAAGAGAGUGAAUUAUGCAAGGCAUCAGAUUGAAUAUAGAUAGUUUCAUGUUCUUCAUUCUCUCCAUCUGUUGUUGAUUGGAAAUUAGCCCCUUUUUUUUGUUCCUCUUAAUCAUGCAGUAUACGAUUUCUUGCUAUGCGUUUAGCAAAUGAUGAGAUCUGCAUCCAUUCAUACAUUCCGACGUUUCCAUCUGAGAAACGUACACCGAGCGCAGUCAAAGAGACGAGCUUGUUGAAAGUUAACGUGUUGGAUCAUCUUAACCCUCUACUUUUAUUUAGAUGCAAAUGAAGAUUUCAACUGUCGAGCCAGGCUUCAAGCAUCAGACAUUGACAGAAGAAUGGCUAGGACGAGGCCGAGGUGCUCGAAAUCCUCCCUUGAUCUGCUACCUCUCUUCUUCUUGCGGUUGAUCUUCUUCUGCCAUGCCCAGCAGCAGUCGUACACGGGCAACGAGCUGUUGAACUGCUUCGGCGCCGAUGACUCCUCCAAUCUGGGCUAUUCCUGCCAUGGCGGCACGCAUCACUCCUGCGCCUCCUACCUCACCUUCCGAUCCCAGGACGCCUACCAGACCCCGCAAGAGAUUGCAGACCUGCUCGGCGCCGAUGCCGCCAGCGUCGCCGCCAUCAACGGCAUCGAAGACACGACCUCGGCCGUUCCCCAGGGCGAGCUGGUCCUCGUGCCCACCACCUGCUCGUGCUCUGGCUUAUACUACCAGCACAACGUCUCCUACACCGUGAAACCCGGUGACACCUACUUUACCGUCGGCAACAACACGUACCAGGGACUUUCCACCUGCCGGGCGCUCAUCGCCCAGAAUCCCUACGACCCCGUCAACAUCUCCAUCGGCGUCAGGUUUGUAAUCCCCCUCCGGUGCGCGUGCCCCACCGAGGACCAGGUUGCCGGCGGCAUCAAGUACCUGCUCACGUAUCUAGUCACUUGGGGCGACGAUCUCUCCUCGAUCGCCGGCCGGUUUCAUUCCGAGUUAUUGUUCCUGUUGAUGUAUCCCAACAACCUGACGGCCAACGCUACCCUCUACCCCUUCACGACUCUGUUGGUGCCCCUCGGAGAAGAGCCUACCAGGGUCUCCGAACCUGCCGCAUCGCCGCCGCCGCCGCUAGCUGAGGCAAGUGCUACAAUAACUAAUACUAAUCUCCGAAUCAAGUUGUCUAUCCGAUUCUUUGAUGUCUAAUAAUAUGCAUAGUGAGGGGGGGGGGUAUUCGACGUGUAUUGUGCAAGCUAUAUAAGCUCCUUGUGGAUCUGAUUGAUGAAAAGGUUUCUUUGAAGUAGUAGCAUCUUAUGAA
Musa acuminata AAA Group (dessert banana) is the source of this 2139-nucleotide messenger RNA. RefSeq names its product CASP-like protein 5A1. Gene Ontology annotation, cellular component: membrane. The transcript has 3 exons. Bases 222 to 758 code for a protein of 178 amino acids. The record is from RefSeq and is a predicted model, not a curated record. NCBI's taxonomy places the organism in Eukaryota, Viridiplantae, Streptophyta, Magnoliopsida, Zingiberales, Musaceae.